GUCCCUCCAGUUGCGCUUUUUUCCAUAGUUUCUGGUUACUGGUUUCUGAUGAAUGCAUUGUUCUCAUGACAUGAAUUUCUUUGAGGAUAACACUUAUAAUUAUUAAAUAUUUUUCUCCCAUUCCUGGAAUGAGCUCUACUUCUUUCAGGCCAGUUGUUUAUUUUCAUCCUUUUCUGUUGUGGUUUUCCUUAAAAAAAAAUUAUUGAGCUCUAAGUGAGUAGGAUAUUAGCUGUUGGGUCUCACUGUAGGGUCCUUGAGUGAAAUGCAAGAAAUAAAUUACCUCUUUCCUUCUCUCUUUCCACCCUUUACCCAAAUAACAAAUGUUUUGUUAUGGACCAUGAAGGUGUUCAAAUGCUUCCAGAGUAGACUGUUAAAUUAAAAACAGCAACAAUAGCAAAAUAGAUGUGUUUGUAGCCAGAAACAAAUACUGUUGCUGCUAGGUGUUUUAUGUGUAAAGAGCUAUGGUAAAAAGUUUGGCUUGCUGUUUCAUGUAAAUAUUAUAAUAAUUCUGAUUCUACUCCUAUAUCCUUCCUCUGCUUCUUUGUCUAAUAUUGGUAUCUCUCCAGGCUCUGCUGGCAAGACUGUCUUCUACAUUGCUAUAGCCUUCUUAUGCAUGCAUAUAUGUUUGUUCUGGACUGCAAUUUUCUCUGCACUGGCCUAAUCCUUAAUAUAAUCCCACCUGCUUUGUCUUCCAGAAUGAAUGAAUGCAUUGCAGUGGGAUUUUGUCAGAAAGCAAAGGAAAAUGUAUGUGCUUAGUUUGCCUUACACAGAACUGGUCAAACAAAUGGAUUUUACAGAAGCUUAUGCGGACACGUGCUCUACAGUUGGACUUGCUGCCAGGGAAGGCAAUGUAAAAGUCUUAAGGAAACUGCUCAGAAAGGGCCGAAGUGUUGACGUCGCUGAUAACAGGGGAUGGAUGCCGAUUCAUGAAGCAGCUUAUCACAACUCUGUAGAAUGUUUGCAGAUGUUAAUUAAUGCAGAUUCAUCUGAAAACUACAUUAAGAUGAAGACUUUUGAAGGUUUCUGUGCCUUACAUCUCGCUGCAAGUCAAGGACAUUGGAAAAUCGUACAGAUUCUUUUAGAAGCGGGGGCAGAUCCGAAUGCAACUACUUUAGAAGAAACCACACCAUUGUUUUUAGCUGUUGAAAAUGGACAGAUAGAUGUGUUAAGGCUGUUGCUUCGACAUGGAGCAAAUGUUAAUGGAUCCCAUUCUAUGUGUGGAUGGAACUCCUUGCACCAGGCUUCUUUUCAGGAAAAUACUGAGAUCAUAAAAUUGCUUCUUAAAAAAGGAGCAAACAAGGAAUGCCAGGAUGACUUUGGCAUCACACCUUUGUUUGUGGCUGCUCAGUAUGGCAAGAUAGAAAGCUUGAGCAUACUUAUUUCAUCAGGUGCAAAUGUCAAUUGUCAGGCCUUGGACAAAGCUACUCCCUUGUUCAUUGCUGCUCAAGAGGGACACACCAAAUGUGUGGAGCUUUUGCUCUCCAGUGGAGCGGAUCCUGAUCUUUAUUGUAAUGAGGAUAAUUGGCAGUUACCUGUUCAUGCAGCUUCACAAAUGGGCCAUUCAAAAAUCUUGGACUUGUUAGUGCCACUUACUAGCCGGGUCUGUGACACUGGGCUAAACAAAGUGAGCCCUGUUUACUCAGCCGUGUUUGGGGGACAUGAAGAGUGCCUAGAAAUACUACUCCGGAAUGGCUACAGCCCGGAUGCCCAGGCGUGCCUUAUCUUUGGAUUUAGUUCUCCCAUGUGCAUGGCUUUCCAAAAGGACUGUGAGUUCUCUGGAAUUGUAAACAUUCUUUUGAAAUAUGGAGCCCAAGUAAAUGAACUUCAUUUGGCAUACUGUCUGAAGUACGAGAAGUUUUCAGCAUUUCGCCACUUUUUGAAGAAAGGUUGCCCAUUGGCACCAUGGAACCAUAUAAGUGAAUUUGUAAAUCAUGCAAUUAAAGCACAAACGAAAUAUAAGGAGUGGUUGCCACAUCUUCUGCUUGCUGGAUUUGACCCACUGAUUCUACUGUGCAAUUCUUGGAUUGACUCGGUCAGCAUUGACACCCUUAUCUUCACUUUGGAGUUUACUAAUUGGAAGAGACUUCCGCCAACUGUUGAAAAGAUGCUUUCUUCUCGUGCCUCAAAAUCCUCUUGGAUUCUACGUCAAUAUAUUGCCACUAUUCCAUCCCUGACCCAUCUUUGUCGUUUGGAAAUUCGGUCCAGUCUAAAAUCAAAACAUCUCCGGUCUGACAGUUUUAUUAGUCAGUUACCACUUCCCAGAAGCCUACAUAAUUAUUUGCUCUAUGAAGAUGUUCUGAGGAUGAAUGAGGUUCCAGAACUGGCAUCUCUUCAAGAUGGAUAAAUUAGCGAAACUACUUAACACAGCUCAUUUCUUUCUCUGAAAAACCACCGAGACAAAAGAGCCAUAGAGUACAAGUUUUUAUGAUUUUGUAGUUAAAAGGUGAUUAUUGUUUGUGAUGUAGGUUAAGUUUUGGGGGGCUAGUAGUUUAAUGUGUAUGUUUAUGUUUACAACUAGCCUUUCCCGGUAAAAAAAAGAAAAAAAUUGUAAACCUCACUUAUAUUACUUUAUUGCAGCUUCAUCACCAGUAUAUUAUAUGUUGUAAUAUUUAUUUACUUGACCACAUUCUGCUUUAUUUUGCUAGUAAACUGUGAUGCUGCUUCUAGUGCUAAA
Sapajus apella (tufted capuchin) is the source of this 2674-nucleotide messenger RNA. Its product is annotated as ankyrin repeat and SOCS box protein 3. The record is from RefSeq and is a predicted model, not a curated record. The transcript has 10 exons. Gene Ontology annotation, molecular function: protein binding. Gene Ontology annotation, cellular component: cytoplasm. Gene Ontology annotation, biological process: intracellular signal transduction. NCBI's taxonomy places the organism in Eukaryota, Metazoa, Chordata, Mammalia, Primates, Cebidae. Bases 701 to 2344 code for a protein of 547 amino acids.